Helobdella robusta is the source of this 399-nucleotide messenger RNA. RefSeq lists its product as hypothetical. The record is from RefSeq and is a predicted model, not a curated record. Lineage: Eukaryota; Metazoa; Annelida; Clitellata; Rhynchobdellida; Glossiphoniidae. The transcript is spliced from 5 exons. The coding region runs from base 1 to 399 and encodes 132 amino acids.
AUGGAAGAGGAAGAUGAGGAUGAUGAAGAUGAAGAUGAGGAUGAUUGUGAAGAAGAUGAAGAUGAAGGUGAAGAAGAUGAAGAUGAAACUAGGGCAGACCCGGACAACUUCAAGGGUGGCAGUUGUUUUCCAGCUAUGUUUAUGUUCUUAUUAGAAAAUGUUUAUGCCAUUGUUUAUUGCUCUAAGUACUUUAUAGCCUGCUUCUCGUUCAUUCCAUCGAUUUCCUAUGCAUUCGCUCUAGGAACGUAUGUGGAUAUCAUUGCAAAAACCGGAAAAAGACAGAAGAUAGAAGAAGAUGGAGGGGAGGAUGGAGAGAAGAUAUUGCCGUCAUGGGUUGGCAGACAGCAGAUGAUGAUGAUUUCACACAGUUCUUUCUGCUUGUGUCAAUGCAUUCAAUAA